CAGUUUCUUAGUCCGCUAGUAGCAACAUGUGAAGGAAUCAUGAAUUGACAGCUUUUCUGACAUAUAACUGUCUCUUUAGCAAAUUUAUUUAAAGUCAAAGCCGACAUUUAUGAGUACAAAAAGGCGACUUGCAGCUCCGUCUUGACGGAUUAACUGGCUGAAAGUGAGGUAGCAUAGCUUUACUCGCCUUUACUUUUCGGUUGUUUUGCUAGUGUUUAGCCAGCUAGCAGCAUGGAUAACACGGAGGGAAAUGCUAUUGAGCUCCACGGAGAUGAGGAAAUCAUUGAAGUCAUCGACCUGAACGACACAGAACCCUGUCCAGAUGAUUUAGCUGAUGACUUGGGGGACGUUGACAUUGAAGAACCUGGUGCAGCGGAUGAUGACGAAGGCUGGGAGACAGAGGAUGAGAUGGAAGCUGAGGCAGAGCAAGACGACAGCGAGCUCACCUUUUCCAAGCACACAGGCUGUGUGUUCUGCGUGAGCUUGGACCCGGCUACAAACAGCCUGGCGGUGACCGGAGGAGAGGACGACAAGGCGUAUGUCUGGAGGCUGAGCGAUGGAGAGGUUCUGCUGGAGUGCACCUUUCCUCUGAUGGCUGUGGCUUACUUGGACGGGACUCUGGCCAUAUAUGAUCUUUCAACUCAAGUGCUGAGGCACAGCUGUCAGCAUGAGGCUGGCAUUGUUCACCUGCAGUGGGAAGAGUCUUCUUCUGUGGUGUCCACCUGCAGUUUAGACGGCGUGCUACGGCUAUGGGAUGCUCGUUCCGGCAACUUGUUGUCUGAGUACCGCGGCCACACCGCAGAGAUCCUCGACUUCACCAUCAACAGGGAAGCGUCCCUCGCAGUAACAGCCUCCGGAGACAACCAGGCCAAAGUCUUCUGCCUCCAAAGACCCGACCGAUAAAAAUAAUAAUAAUUAAAAAAAAGCAGAGGUAAUAUGUCAGGAGAAACGGACGGCUGGUGAUCACACUGGAGAAUGAUUCUCCCUUUUCUCCCACAGGAUUUUAAAUUAUUCUCGUGCUGUUUUGACAUCCUUMCUGAGUUUAUUUUUGUAGUUUCAGCUGUGCUUCACUGGUAGAUGUUGAAGCUACUCCAAGCGCACCUUCAGAAACGGAGGUUCAUUCAAAACUACACACAAGACUAAAACAAAGACAAGACUAAAAUUUAAAGUAUCCGAGACUAAACCAAGAGAAAUUAAACAAAUGACACACAACAGUGUCCACCAUUUGACAGCCACUUUUAAUGUUUAAUGUCUUUUCAGAGAUAAAACUGAGUAUUUUGGAGUUUAUCUUUUGGAAAAUGUUUGAACUUUUCCUCGCAGGAUGUGUGAGGUCUUCCAACUCAGACACAAAAAUGUUUCCUGUAAACUCAAGUGUAAAUACAAAGAAAUAAAACUGUACACUUUCUUCUCAGUAGUUUAAUUUUUCUUUUAAUUUGGUGACUGUUUUGUGUCUUGUGUGUAUGCGUUUACACUGAUUUAAAUCCUGAGGUUUAAUUUGUUCAUGACAUGUCUAAAUGGAAUCAGUUUUGACUCUUAUAUUAAAGUCAUAAAGUUA
This is a messenger RNA of Austrofundulus limnaeus, 1555 nucleotides long. It is a transcript of the gene aamp, whose product is annotated as angio-associated, migratory cell protein. Gene Ontology annotation, cellular component: cytosol. Lineage: Eukaryota; Metazoa; Chordata; Actinopteri; Cyprinodontiformes; Rivulidae. The record is from RefSeq and is a predicted model, not a curated record. Gene Ontology annotation, molecular function: protein binding.